AUUCCGCCGUACGUCAUACGUUGACCUUGGGAUUAUCAUUGGAGAGGGAACUCGGCAUGACUAACUUGACAAUUCUAGUGAUUUUUGCUUGGAAAUGGCGUAUAAGAAAACAAACGAUCCUGAUAUGGAGAUUUUAAGGCAGGAACUUCCAGGGCCACCAAGCCUGGAAUUAUCGGUGGUCGAAAUAGAGAAAUCGGGUGGAAAGAUUCACGCAGCGUAUUUAUUUGAGGAGGAAGGCAUUCCAGUAUUACAGAAAAUGUGCUUGCUCAUCAGUUCCACACCGACAGGAAAAACUUAUUCGGCAACAUGGCAACAUUUUGGUGCUCAUCUGGGUCUCAGCAGAGAGCAAAUGCAAUGUAUUGAAUAUGAUUUUAAAGGUCUGCAGGAUCCGACUUAUUACGUUUUACUGACAUUCGUACAAUCUGUUGAUGCAACGAUGGACAAAAUAUUGGAAGCAUUGAUGAAAAUGGAACGUUGGGACAUUAUUCACAGACUUUUCGAAUGUCUGAAACUCUUUAUGAAUAAUUUAUGCAGAAAUAUUCAGGAUGAUGACUUUUCUCGACCUGAAUGUAUUCCCAAGGUUCCACUAGUUUUGAGUCCAACGAUUCCCUUGAGCAUUCUCAAUAUUAAUCGAUUAAGUUCGAAAAUUCAUACUGCAUAUUUAUUUGGGUCUAGUGGAAUCCCGAUGCUUCAAAAAAUUUGUCGCUCGGUGGGAUACACGCCAGCGGGAAAAACAUACAAUGGGUGGCAGGAAUUGGGACUCCACCUCGGUCUCACCAAAGCUCAAUUACAUUAUAUAAAAAAUGAUUUAAAAGGUCUGCAAGAUCCUGCUUAUUAUGUCUUAUGGAUAUUCGUACAGUCUACCGAUGCAACAAUGGAUAAAAUAUUAAAUGCAUUCAUAAAAAUGAAUCGUUUGGAUAUUAUCGACAGACUUUGUGAGCCUCUAAUGCUUUUCAUCAAGCAAUUGAAUAUAAAUUCUCAGUCAACAGGUAUCUUGCGACCCAAAUUCGUUCUAGAUGUUCCCUCAGUGUUGACCUCAAUAUCCAAUUCAACGGACAUGAAUUCUGGGAGGAUUAACCCCAUAGCUGAUGAGGGUAAAAUUAAUAAUUAUGGAAUUAUUGUGAUGUUGACGUUUACAGCGGAUGGACAGGAAGAUGCACAAAAUAUCAGUCGGAAGUUCAGAGAGAAAAAACCAAGGAUCGGUGUUGUAACUCUCCAAGAGCAAGCUAAGCUUGUAUAUUGCAAAGCCGAAGAGUUCAUUGAUGAUUGCUUUAAGCAGGUCAACUACGUCAUUCCAAUACUGACCAAAGGCUACGUUCAACGGAUUAUUGACGCCAACAGCUUCUGCUAUAGAUCUGAAGAAAAUUCUCUCGACUCGAAGUACCUAAAUUACGUUUACUCUUUGCUGAGAUUUGAGUACGUACAGAAUAACUGCUACAACUAUAGAGUCAGAUGCCUCGUACCUGACGUACAAGUUCCAACAGUGAUAAAAUCAGAUCUGCAUCCUACGCUUCAAGCCUGGUUUCGCAUGUCUGAUAUCAACGAUUUUGCUGACAAUAUCCUGUUGAAAAACAUUUGAAAAAUCAUCAACUCACCUACGUAUGAAAAAAUCUCCGUGAGAACCCUCAUGCUGCGUUAACUCCUCUUCUUCAGCAUUACUGAUGGUGU
Molecule: messenger RNA, 1668 nt
Organism: Fopius arisanus
Lineage: Eukaryota; Metazoa; Arthropoda; Insecta; Hymenoptera; Braconidae
Exons: 5
Coding region: 95-1579 (494 amino acids)
Biological process (GO): signal transduction
Molecular function (GO): protein binding
Source: RefSeq, a predicted model, not a curated record